Macaca mulatta (Rhesus monkey) is the source of this 1365-nucleotide messenger RNA. The record is from RefSeq and is a predicted model, not a curated record. NCBI's taxonomy places the organism in Eukaryota, Metazoa, Chordata, Mammalia, Primates, Cercopithecidae.
AUGGCAUUUUCUACCUCUUUAGUGAGAAGUUCAGGCCAGAAUGAAGUCUGUAUGGGGUGUGAGGGCCGCGGCUGCCUGCAGGAAUGGUGUGCUCCUGAGUUGGACUCCACUGGGCCGGCUACAGAUGGUGAUGGGAAGAGCACAGGGGUUCCCCAAAGCGCCUGGAUAAAGACAGCUCUUCAGACAGCAGCCAAGGCCUGGUGUCUAGCCCUGCCCUGCCCCUUCCUGUCACACACCCUGGCCAUCCAGGCUUCUCCAUGCUGCGGUGUCUCUAAAGGCGCUCUGCCCGCAGCCCUGAAAGCCUUUGUUGCUGCUACCAUUCCUUCUCAGAUUCAGAAUGUAUGUCAAGCAACUUCUGUAUCUUUUCCGCGCUACCUACAGAGGGAUCCAUACGGCGUUGUUCUGGAUUCCCGUCGUAACUUAAAGGGAAACUUUUACAAUGUCCGGAGCCUUGAUGUCCUGCAAAUGAAGGAGGAGGAUGUCCUUAAGUUCCUUGCAGCAGAAACCCACUUAGGUGGCACCAGUCUUGACUUCCAGAUGGAACAGUACAUCUAUAAAAGGAAAAGUGAUGGCAUGUACAUCAUAAAUCUGAAGAGGACCUGGGAGAAGCUUCUGCUGGUGGUUCGUGCCAUUGUUGCCGUUGAAAACCCUGCUGACGUCAGUGUUAUGUCCUCCAGGAAUACUGACCAGAGGGCUGUACUGAAGUUUGCUGCUGCCACUGGAGCCACUCCAGUUGCUGGCCGCUUCACUCCUGGAACCUUCACUAACCAGAUCCAGGCAGCCUUCAGGGAGCCACAGCUUCUUAUGGUUACUGACCCCAGGGCUGACCACCAGCCUCUCAUGGAGGCAUCUUGUGUUAACCUACCUACCAUUGCUCUGUGUCACACAGAUUCUCCUCUGCGCUAUGUGGACAUUGCCGUCCCAUGCAACAGCAGGGGAGCUCACUCAGUGGGUUUGAUGUGGUGGAUGCUGGCUCGGGAAGUUCUGCGCAUGUGUGGCACCAAUUCCCGUGAACGCCCGUGGGAGGUCAUGCCUGAUCUCUACUUCUACAGAGAUCCUGAAGAGAUAGAAAAAGAAGAGCAGGCUGCUGCUGAAAAGGCAGUGACCAAGGAGGAAUUUCAGGGUGAAUGGACUGCUCCAGCUCCUGAGUUCACUGCUACUCAGCCUGAGGUUGCAGACUGGUGUGAAGAUGUGAAGGUGCCCUCUGUGCCUAUUCAGAAGUUUACUACUGAAGACUGGAGUGCUCAGCCUGCCAUGGAAGACUGGUCUGCAGCUCCCACUGCUCAGGCCACUGAAUGGGUACGAGCAACCACUGAAUGGUCUUAAGCGGUUCUUGCACGGGCUCUUAAGCAACAUGGAAAAAUG